CGAACGCCAUCGCCCGUCGUCACAAAGUUUAGGAUGCUGUGCAGCCGGCACUGUAAACUGAUCGAAACGGUGGCGGUCCUUUGCCUCUGAGGGCGAACCAAAGCAGCACGCGCACACACACGUACGGCAGUGUAUGAAUUUACACAACGUUUAUUCCCAAAGCUGAUUGGAUGAGGCUAAACGGCUUGGUGGUUAUAUUUCUCGUCCACGCCGCUUGUCCUUUUGGCCACACUGCAGUCAACUGGUUGGACCGCUGUGGUGAACUUUGCUACGCCUUCACACCGGCACCGGAUUCCGUGGAUUCUGUGGUUCAUCCAACGUCUUGUUUGUUGUCCAAUUCCUGUUUACUCGAUGUCGUAAGUGUAAAUGGGAGCAUCGCACUCAAGGAAGGGAUUAUCGAAACAGGAGGUCAAAACGCUUGCCGCAAAAACGCACUUUACUGAGGCACAGAUACGGAAAUGGUACAAAGAGUUUAUCAAGGAUUGCCCAUCGGGUUUGCUAAAUCACGCAACCUUUUUAAACAUGUAUACACAAUUCUUUCCGGAUGGAAAGGCUCGGGCGUUUUAUGACCACCUGUUCAGGACUUUUGAUCAGGAUGCCAGUGGGAACAUCGAUUUCAGUGAAUUCUUAACGGCUAUCAGCAUUACACAAAGUGGAAGUCCAGAAGAGAAAUUAGAUUUGGCAUUUCAAUUGUACGAUAUAGACCGGAACGGAACAAUUGAGGAGUCUGAAAUGACGCAGAUAAUCACAGCGAUUCACUUGAUGGUUGGUGAAACCGAUCAGCACGGUGAAAACAGCCCGGCGGAACGAACAAAAGCCAUUUUCGCAAAGAUGGACACGAAUGCAGAUCGAUUGCUGACGAAAGAGGAAUUCAUCAAAGGUUGUUUAAAUGAUCAACAUCUCUAUCGGUUGUUGUCGCAAUCAAAUGACACAAAAAACAAGCUGUAACACCUGGUUGCCAGUGUCCUCCUUUGUGGAUAACUUAAAAUCUCGCGACCACCGAGAGGGAAAUAUAAGCGACCACUAUGUCUAGUGUGACAUCUGGAAUACAGAGUUGUUUCUUUCCGAGUUUCGUUUCCGUUUCUGAAUGCGUUUGUUCUUUGUUUUUUCCCAGUAUUUGACUGCUGCUGUAUCUAACAACAUUGUUUAUUUCAUAUGAAAUAGACCUAUCAUUGUCC
Messenger RNA from Dicrocoelium dendriticum, 1178 nucleotides. NCBI's taxonomy places the organism in Eukaryota, Metazoa, Platyhelminthes, Trematoda, Plagiorchiida, Dicrocoeliidae. The record is from the annotation of a GenBank genome assembly.